ACUCUGCCUCACAGAGCGCUAGAGCCUGGAAGCGGAGUUUCUAGAAGCUCCAGAAAUCGCUGCCGAAGAAUUGGGUAUUUAUCUAGGAAGCAUUUUACAGCCGCUUCUCCGCGUCCGGCUUUUCCCCUCCCCUCCCGCUCCCAGCAGAAGAAGCGCCCACAGGGCAGGGACCUCCUGGGUCAGCCUCCUGACAUGAACCUGAACCCCGGGGCUUAAACAGUCUGAGCCCGAUUUAAAGUAGCCGGUGCGCCUGCGCGCCCUCCGCCAGACUACAUUUCCCAGAAGGGGGGAGAGAACGCUCGGAUUCCGACGGAUGCCGGCGAGGGCCACGCCGCCUCUGAGCAGGCGCAGUGGGAGGUGACUCUUUCCAUCCUUUUCCAUUUAGGCGGAGGUUGGGGAAAGUUGCCAGGCUGGCAACUGUGUGCGGGUCCGGGAGCGGGAGCGGUCUGGCCUGGGGCAGCGCAGGCGAAGAAUCGGCUCCCGGAGCUGGAGGAGGAAGAAACGGAUCCCAGGGAUCCAGGCUCCUAAUUCUGCCCCCGGGGCUACCUUCUUCAUGCCCCGAGCUCGUCCGUGGAGCCCCACUUUUUUACUCAAGUGCGUCCCUGAGGACCAGCCGCAGACAGCAUUGAUUAAGCGCCUGCUGUGUGCCAGCAAGGAAAUGCAAACACCCCGACCCUAAGCAUUAAUUAAGCGCCUGUUGUGUGCCAGCAAGGAAAUGUAAAUAACCCAGUAGUGAGCAUUAAUUAAGCGCCUGUGAAAAAGCACAAAGAGGCCCCGCCCUCGGAGUCUCGGCGUAGGGGGCAGAGCCGGGACACCUUCCUGAGGGAGACAAGACUUGGGAAAGGUCAAAAUCUCAAGCAAACAGUGGAGAAGGAAUGAUUUUGGAAGGCCAUGACCUUCAAGAGGAAGAAAUUACUGACAUUCCAAGAUGUGGCUGUGGAAUUCACGCAGGAGGAAUGGAGCUAUUUGGAUCCUGGCCAGAAGGACAUGUACAGGGACGUGAUGCUGGAGAACUACCAGAACUUUGUCUCUCUUGGGUUUCCAGUAACUAAACCAGCUGUGAUUUCUCAGCUGGAGAGACAUGAAGCCCCGUGGCUAUCAAGGGAAGAAGACCCCAGAUGCAUUUCUGAGGAUUCCCCUGUUGAGAAAACAGAGUAUGAAACUAAGGACUCAACUUUAACUCCAAAGCAAUGUAUUUCUACAAGAGAGCCCUCCACAAAGAGACUCAAAAAGUAUGAUUUCUGGUAUUCUAAAUUGGGAGAAACUUGGAAUUAUGAGACUGGAUUAGAAAGGCAGACAAACACUCUGGAAAGACAGUCCAUGAAGCUAGCAGUUAAGCAUAGAAAAACUGCUCACAAGUUCAGUGUUCCAUAUAUUUUUCAGUUUGGAAGAAAAGUGAGUUUCCGUGCAAUCCUCCCUCCCAAACAGAGAGUUUAUACAGGAAAAUAUUUUCAUACACAUUUUAGAAUUGGAAAGCACUUCAAAUGGUUUUCUGACUUAAUUAAACAUAAGAGAAUUUCCAUGGUGAAGAAACACUGUAAGUUUAAUAUAUACAAGAAUUUUUUCAGUAACCACUCAAAACGUUAUUAUCAUAGAGAGCAUUCUCAAGGAGAACCCCAUAGAAUCAGAACCUUCCAAAUCAAUUCCUGCCUUACUGAACAUAGAGGAAUUCAUACUGAAGAGAAAUCUCACAAAUUUGGUAACACUUCCAGCUACAAUUCAUACAUUACUAAUCAUCUGAAAAAUCUUCAGGAAGACAAACCUUUUAAACAGUAUAAAAAAUACAGCAAAACUUUUAGCCAGAGUGUAUACCUUUAUCAACAUAAGAGAACUUCUAUUGUAGUGAAACCCUAUAAAUGUAACGAAUGUGGAAAAGCCUUCAGGAAGAGGGGAGGCCUUGAUUCACAUAAGAGAAUUCAUACUGGAGAGAAACCCUAUGAAUGUACUGAAUGUGGAAAAGCCUUCAGGCAGAAGGGAACCCUUAAUUCACAUAAAAGAAUUCAUACUGGAGAGAAACCUUAUAAAUGUAAUGAAUGUGGAAAAGCCUUCAGCUGUAAGAAAGGCCUUGAUGUACAUGACAGGAUUCAUACCGGUAAAAAACCAUAUAAAUGUAAUGAAUGUGGAAAAGCCUUCACUCGUAAGGGAGUCCUUAAUAAACAUCAGAGAAUUCAUACUGGAGAGAAACCCUAUAAAUGUGUUGAAUGUGGAAAAGCCUUCAGGCAGAAUGGAGCCCUUAAUUCACAUAAGAGAAUUCAUACUGGAGAGAAACCCUACAAAUGUAAUGAAUGUGGAAAAGCCUUCACACAGCAGGGAAGCCUUACUUCACAUAAGAGAAUUCAUACUGGAGAGAAACCCUAUAAAUGUAAGGAAUGUGGAAAAGCCUUCAGCUGUAAGAAAGGCUUUGAUAUACAUGAGGGAAUUCAUACUGGUAAGAAACCCUAUAAAUGUAAUGAAUGUGGAAAAGCUUUCAGUCAUAAGGGAGGCCUUAAUAAUCAUGAGAGAAUUCAUACUGGAGAGAAACCAUAUAAAUGUAUUGAAUGUGGAAAAGCCUUCAGCUGUAAGACGGGUCUUGCUGUACAUGAGAGAAUUCAUACUGGGGAGAAACCCUAUGAAUGUAAUGAAUGUGAAAAAGCCUUCAGGGAUAAAGGACACCUUAAUAGACAUAAGAUAAUUCAUAGUGGAUUGAAACCCUAUACAUGUAAUGAAUGUGGAAAAGCCUUUAGUUGUAACGAAGGCAUCAAUAGACAUAAGAUAAUCCAUACUGAGGAGAAACCCUAUAAAUGUAUUGAAUGCGGAAAAGCUUUCAACAGUCAUGCAGGCCUUGCUAUACAUAAGCGAAUUCAUACUGGGGAGAAACCCAAUAAGUGUAAAGAAUGUGGAAAAGCCUUCACACAUAAGGGAAAUCUUAAGAAACACGAGAGAAUUCAUACUGGUGAGAAACCCUAUAAAUGUAAUGAAUGUGGAAAAGCCUUCAGUGUUAAAGGACUUCUUAAUAGACAUAACACAAUUCACACUGGAGUAAAACCCUAUAAAUGUAGUGAAUGUGGAAAAGUCUUCAGCCUUAAGGAACACCUUAAUAGACAUAAGAAAAUUCAUACUGGCAUGAAACCUUAUAAAUGUAAUGAAUGUGGAAAAGCUUUUAGCUAUAAUGAAGGCCUUUAUCGACAUAAAAAAAUUCAUACUGGUGUGAAACCCUACAAAUGUAAUGAAUGUGGAAAAGCUUUCGGCCGUAAGGGAUACCUUAAUAUACAUAAGAGAAUUCACAUUGCAGAGAAAUCUUUUGAAUGUACUGAUGUUGAAUAACCUGUACUUGAAGUCUAAACCUCACAUAAUAAAAAAAUGAGAACCUUUUUGAAUGUAAUAAAUAUGGGAAAAUUUCCUUGUAUACCUCAAACCUUAAGAAAUAACACAUAAUUCAUACUGGAGAGCAAUCAUCUACAUUUAAGAAGUGAGAAAGUUUUCAACCAGCAGGAACACUUAAUAGAUUUAGUAGAACUCACACUCAACAUGAAGUUUUAAAAUGCUGUUUAUUUUACAUGAAAUUAGCUUCUUGGGUUCAAGAUAAUAUAACACCUGACUAAGCAAUUUGGUUUAGGGGAAUAAAAGCUUUCUUUUAAUAGCCAGGGGAGAUGGAGGAGUUGGGACAGAAUCUAGGGAGGAUUGGAUUGAGAUGUUGAAAGUCUCUGGCCUAAGAUUAAAGAUGUUAACUAGACAAUCUCAGGAGUUGGACACUAUAUAGAUGACAAAGCCAAGUGAACUCCAACUUCACAUCAUUCUAUGUAAACAAGGCAGGAUGGGGUUUUUCAUUAUCCUGAUAAUGGGAACAAAUGAACUCAGUUAAAGUCCACAUCAUAAAUACUACCCAUUAUUAUCUCAGUCUCUGUCUUUUAUGUUUUCUCUUCCCCCUCCCACUCUCCCACAUAUUUUUUAUUACCUGAGUUUUUUAUUCCCCUCUUCCAUUAUCACUUCCUCUUUUUUUGGGUUUAUCCUGUACUUAUUUCUCUUGAAUUUUCAUAUCAUCCCUGGUAGAUUGUGAACUCAUUGAGGACAGGACCUGUUUUACUUUCAGAUCCAUAUUGUCAACACCAGGCAUAAUUCCUGCCACAUAGAAUUUAAUAAAGGUAUAUUGAUUUUUUGAUUUUUUCCCCCUGACUCCAUGCUGUAUUUCCAGACCUCAGAAUGCUGCUUCUGAAUCUCUACCUUGCUAAUGCAUCUCCUAUUAGACUUGGCCAUCUCAGUGAGAUCUGAUGAUACAAGAUCACAAAACAUCAUUGUUAGAGAAGGGACUACAGCAUGUAUCCCCUUUAUCACAUAACUAGCAAAUGAUCACCAGUCUUAAAGAUUUCCAUCUCUUGAUGACAUCAUUUGGAAUUUUCUUAGCAAAAGUAUUAGUCCUGUCCUCCUCCAUCUUCUUUUAUAGAUGAGAAAACUGAGGCAAGCAGGCUUAAGUGACUUGCCUAGGGUCACACAGCUAGUAGGUGUCUGAGGCUAGAUUUGAACUCGGGAAGAUUAUUUCAAGCCCAGUGCUCUACCCACUUCGCAACCUAGCAGGCCCAAAGAUCUUUUGUGGAAAGAGCAAUCUGAGCAGGGUUAUAUUUAUAGAGAGCUUAAAUUUUAUGAGAAUUUCUUCCUUACAUGAAGUAAAUGAAAUCUUUUUAUAACCACCACCUCAUUCUGGGGAUCCUGGUUCCUCCCAGUUCUCCCUUCUUGAAAUUGUAGUGUGCUUUCUAGAGCCCCAUUCUGGAGUGCCAAAAUGUACAAUCCGGACUAGCUCUCUGGAGGAUCUUGGACUAGCCAGAGCCCUUGGUCUUAGAGGAGGAGUGAUGAGGCAGGGACCCACAUUGAUGGUCAGAUAUGGAGUCCUUUUAUUUCAAGUUCUCUCAUUCUUAAAUACCUUAGUACAAUUACAUCACCACAGCACACUGAGCAUGUGCUAACUAUAAGCACCCUGCUAUUAAUAUGUAAAUGUCUCUUUUUUGCAAAUAGUCUCUGCUUCAAGUAGAACACAGGAAGGCUGAGAUGCCCCCAAGGGGAGAUGGGACCUGAACCAGACAUUGUCAGCAGGUUUGCUCUGGGGUGAAGGGUCUUAUAUCUCACCCAGAGUUCCCCCACUGUCUGUGGCCCACUACAUUGAAUAAGCAGAGGAAAGAUGAAUUCCUCCUUUACCUGAUAGACCUUCAAAUAUCAUCAUAGUUUCUUCUGAUCCAAGAUUUUCUUUAGGUCAGACACCUGGAUUCCUUCAAUCGGUUCUUGCUAUGUUGGUGGCCCUGCUUAGCUACUCUUAAGAUCAGGUAGAAAUUCCUCUGCUUGGCAGGCAAAACCCUUAGGUAAACAACCUGGAAAGACAUACCCAGUAAGUAAUAGUCAAUCAUUAGAAAAACAAUUUCAGCAUUCCAAAAUUUAUUACAUUUGGCAGAAAACUCAGGUUCACUUCAAUCCUUCCACAUCUAUGGUAAAAUAUUUUCAUAAACAUGACAAGAGUUGGAAAGUACUUCAAAUGGUUUACAGACCUAAUUAAACAUGACAGAAUUUCCAUGGUGAAGGAAUUGUAAAUUUAAUAAAUACAAGAAGUCUUUCAGUUACCAGUCAAAAUUUAUUCAUUACAUUAGACUGCCUUCUCAAGGGCAACCCCUUGGAAGUUGUGAAUGUGGGAAAACCUUCUACAUCAAUUAAUGCCUUACUGUACAUGAAAGAAUUUAUGCUGAAAAGAAAUCUCAUAGAUUUAGAGAAUAUGGCAAAACUUGCAGCUACAAUUCAUACCUUAGUGUACAUCAGAAAAAAUGGUCAGGAAGAAAAAUCUUUUAGACAAUAUAAUAAAUAUAGGAAAACUUUUAGCCACAGGAGGUAUCUUAGUCAACAUAGGGAACCCUGAAUAGACAUAAGAAAAUUCAUACUGGAGCAAAACUCCAUAAAGUUAAUGAAUAUAGAGAAGUCUUUAGCAAGAAGGAAGGCCUUAAUUCACAAAAGAGAAUUUAUACUGGAGAGAACCCCUUUAAAUGUAAUGAACAUGGGAGAACCUUCAAACAGAAGGCAACCCUUAAUUCACAUAAGAAAAUUCAUAAUGGAAUGAAACCCUAUAAAGGUAAUGAAUGUGGAAAAGCCUUCAACCAGUAGAGAAACGUUAAUUUACAUGUACUUACAUAUAUAAUAACUCUUACAUAAGAGUAUUCAUACUGGAGAUCAAAGAAUAUGGAGAUUUUAAGUAGCAAGAAACUUUUAAAAACAAACAUAUUUGUACUUGAGAGAAAUCUUUUGAAUGUACUGAUAUUGGACCAGCCUAUAAUCCAAGCUUCACAUAAUUAAAAAAAGAAAACCCCUUUGAAUGUAACGAAUGGGAGAAAACUUUCUUGUACAGCUCAAAUCUUAGGAAACAUCAGAUAAUUCAUACUGGAGAAAAGAUAUCUUUUAAAUGUAAAGAAUAAGAAAGCUUUCAACCAGCAGGAACAACUUAAUUGAUCUAGUAGAGCAUACUGGAGAUGAACUUUUUUCAUUGUACUGAAUGUGGGAAAAUUUUCAAGUGGAUUGAAAAUCUUAAGGCAUGUAAGACAAAUCAUACCAGAGAGAAACCCUUAGAAUGUAAAUAAUGUCGAAAAACUUUCAGGAAAAAAAACAAUUUGUUACACAUCAUAGAUUUUAUUCUGAAAUGUGAGUAAUGAAUAU
Molecule: messenger RNA, 6660 nt
Organism: Sarcophilus harrisii (Tasmanian devil)
Lineage: Eukaryota; Metazoa; Chordata; Mammalia; Dasyuromorphia; Dasyuridae
Product: zinc finger protein 665
Exons: 5
Coding region: 892-3303 (803 amino acids)
Biological process (GO): regulation of transcription by RNA polymerase II
Cellular component (GO): nucleus
Molecular function (GO): RNA polymerase II cis-regulatory region sequence-specific DNA binding; DNA-binding transcription activator activity, RNA polymerase II-specific
Source: RefSeq, a predicted model, not a curated record